AAUUACCUCAUGUGAAACUGCUCCACCAAGUUUAGCUCUGUGGUAAUCAAGAGAAAAUACCUGGAGAAUCUUGCAGUGUCUCUGAUUAAGAAAAUAAUUGACUCAGUUAGCAUUAUGUUUUAGAACAACUACUGGAAAAAUUAGCAAAAACAUAUUUUAAAAAAUAAACUAAAGAAGUAGUUCAUAUUAAUAGGGAUAUAUUUUAAGAAGAGAAAAAGAAAAACAUAUGUGGGAGAAAUUAUUGCUGUGAACAGAACUGUCACAGACAAUACAGGUUGUGUGCAACAGCUCAACCCAGUGGAAAUGUGUGGUAAUUACCAGAAACUUCCGGAAGCCUCUGGAGCGCCUCCUGCUAGAAUAUAAACCUGGGACAGCCCCACUGACUGACAGAAAGCUGCACAAGAAACACAGGAGUGAAGAGACGCCUGAACAACAAGAAGACUCAAGACUAAACAGAAGAAAGAUGCUGUGCUCUCAUGGAUUCCCAUCUGCCCUCAGUCCAUUCAUGGACUUCUCCUGGCCUGUUCGCAGUCUGUGGCCAGAGGUCAGACCUCUSUUCUACCAGCAGMAYGUCAUGCAGAGAGACCUACAGGAGCUGCGCAGCAGUCUGCAGCUGAUGGACAAACUUCAACGCCAGAUCCUGGAGGACACAGAGCCUUUCAGGAGCAGCGUGGCUCUGCAGCCAGUCUCCUACCAGCUGGACAAAGAGGGAGAGCACUUUGGCCUAACGCUGGACACUCAGGGCUUUUCUCCAGAAGAUCUGUCAGUCCGGCAGGUGGGCAGGAAGCUGAGAGUCAGCGGGAAGACGGAGAAGAAGCAAGAGGACGGGAAAGGCUCCUACUCCUACAGCCUGCAGGAGUUCAGACAGGAGUUUGAUCUGCCUGAAGGGGUGAACCAUGAAGACGUCAGCUGCCACCUUUCUCCAGAUGGAAAGCUCCACAUCCAGGCRGCCAAAGUUCCUUGUAUCGAGGGAACAGAGAGAGAGCUGAMUAUCAAGAGGAGCUCAGAGGAGGAACCACAGCAGAGUGUGYGUUCACAGGAAGAAGACAGCAGAGCAGAAACACAGAAUGGAUCAUAAACAAACCUGAAAACAUGGACUCACAUUCAUGUUGAUGUGCCAGUGAGAUUUUAGAUUUCGGUAAUAAUAGUCUUGUGUAAAUUAAUGUUGUUUUUGUACAUUAUUUGUACACAGAAACUUUUGUAAAAUUAAAGAAUAAUAGACAGCUAGUGGUUCUGUUGGUAUAUUUUGUCUUAGUAUAUUAUAACGGGAAUAACAUUUCAUCACGUAGAAAAUGAAAUGUUUUAUUAGUGUU
Poecilia reticulata (guppy) is the source of this 1313-nucleotide messenger RNA. RefSeq names its product heat shock protein, alpha-crystallin-related, b9-like (gene hspb9l). Lineage: Eukaryota; Metazoa; Chordata; Actinopteri; Cyprinodontiformes; Poeciliidae. Gene Ontology annotation, cellular component: cytoplasm; nucleus. Gene Ontology annotation, biological process: protein refolding; response to heat. The record is from RefSeq and is a predicted model, not a curated record.